Molecule: messenger RNA, 1434 nt
Organism: Adineta ricciae
Lineage: Eukaryota; Metazoa; Rotifera; Eurotatoria; Adinetida; Adinetidae
Source: the annotation of a GenBank genome assembly
AUGUUCACCUCAUCUGAUCCGAACUUACCUGAUUUGGAUUUUGAACUUGUUGACGAAAGACAACAAAACAUGUAUUUGAAUGAAGCGAUGAUCAAGGAUCUUUUGUCAUCGCCAACAUCAACAUAUCGCAUUGUGAAACCGACAAAUUCAAAUAAACGGCCGAUUCCCAAUCAACUUCGUCGACAGCUAACCGAUGAAAGUCCGCAUAAACAACGUACACCACCGAAUUCAACUGGAACAAGUUUAUCACCACAUCAAUCAUCAUAUUUGACACGAGAUACGAAUCCAAUUCGAAUAACAAAUGCUCAAAAUAACAUGCGAGUAUCCUCACCGGCAACAACCAAACAGUUAGAUGCAGUUGCAGUAUUACUUAAACAAACCAUUGCACCUACACCAUUCACACAAACGAUUCAAACGCGCCUUGAGAAUCCAACACGUUAUCAUUUGGAACAAAUAAGUCGAAAACAAACACUAGUUGCUGAAGAUUCACCUGUGUUACCACAGGAAGAAUCAUCACCGGAUAGUGAAAUUACAUCUGAGAUGGAUGAUCAACUAAACGAUGAAGCAACAUGUGGCAGCGUUGACAGUAAUACCCAUGGAAUUAACAUAACCCCUCGGUUAUCAACAACGGUCACUGGCGACCAUCCUGGUUCAGUAUUUUUAUCAUCAUCCUUAUCAAAAGAUGGUUUAGACAGCAGUAGUCGACAUUCAUCAUCGUGCCCAACUAAUAUUUUAAGCGCGAAAGCGAAAAUUGGGUUACCAUUAACUGAAGAUGAAAUGCGUCUUGUUCUUCGAGAUCGCCAGAAAAAGGACAAUCAUAAUAUGAUUGAACGUCGUCGUCGUUUUAAUAUCAACGACCGUAUCAAAGAACUCGGCACACUGCUACCAAAGGGCGCUGAUUUAGAUGCAAAACAAAACAAAGGAACAAUACUGCGUGCAUCGGUUGAUUACAUUAAAAUCUUACGUCGCCAAUACGAAAAUGCUUCGUUGAUCGAUGGAAAAUGCCAGAUGCUAGCUGAACAAAAUUUUGCUUUACAAGAACGAGUCAAAGAACUAGAACGCAAAUGUUUAUCACAUGGCAUUUCAAUCAACUCAACUGCAGCAGCAUCGACCACAUUGAAAAGUUCACCAGCAAUUGCCAUGGCCAAUCCAAAUGGUGUCAAACAAGAACCAUCAUCAUUAUCAUCAUCAUUGAACAAUAAUAAUAAUCCAUUAGUUCCUCCGUCGACACCAAUAUUUGCUACAUUUGAUUCGCUUCCGCCACUUGACGCCCUUUCAGUAUUUGGUCUCGUUGAUGAAGAUAGUAAUGAUACAAAUAGUGCUGUAGGAAACACAUCAACUGAUCCACUUUCUCCACUCACACACGAUCCAUUUUUAUCUUCCGCAUCGUUUGGUUUCGACAAUGAAAUGGAUAUCGGUAGUGGCUUUCCUUGA